Molecule: messenger RNA, 2099 nt
Organism: Apis cerana (Asiatic honeybee)
Lineage: Eukaryota; Metazoa; Arthropoda; Insecta; Hymenoptera; Apidae
Source: RefSeq, a predicted model, not a curated record
AUCGGUUAGUUUCAGUUUCAGCACUGGUAACGUCUGCGAGCUUGUUCAUUGAUUUUGUAACUUCGUUUUUCUGUAGUUUCCUGUUUUUUUUUUUUUUUUGUUUGCCGGUCUCGUGCCAUGCAGUCGUCGUCGUGUAAAGUAAUUAUAAUACUAUUUAUAGUUGUCACGGUGGAAACGUACACGCCUCCCAAAGAUGAUCCUUCUUGCGAUUGCGAUCAUUGCGAUGACGGUGUAAAGGUUGACGAAUCUAAAGGAAAUGGAAACGUAUCGGCGUUGCAAUUGUUGCACAAAGAGGAUAGCGAUGGUGACGGGAAUCGCACUAUUUGCGCUCGAAAUCGCGAAUUCAAUGAUCGUACCUUUCCAAGCGUUUGUCAUAUGUUGUGUUACAAUCGCUGUUUGAUACUACGAAUUUCGACUGUCACGGUGAAUGACACGAUCAAAUAUGUCGUGAGAGCGUUUAGAAACAAUUACUACAAGCUACGGGAUGGAGAAUGUUGAAAGGGUUUUUGUCUUUGUAAAUUCGUCGGUGUGGCUUCGUCUUGGUUGCUGUGAAGGGGGUACGACGAGGUUAGUAAAUCAUUUGCAAUUUGGUACAUCGAUAUAUACCAGAUAUUACGAUUGAAGAUUAUAGACAUGUAUGCUCUACGUGAAUAAUUUGAACGCGGAUAUUUUAUAAAUGGAAAAUAAAUAUACUUACAUCGAAAUAUGUAUUAUUUGUAUUACGAAAGAUCAUAGAAAUUUCAUAUGAUCGAGAUAUUAAUAUUAUUAGGCAGUGAUAAUAAAUAAUUGAGAUUAAUACAGAUAGAAAUGUGCAUAUGUGGAAUUAAACAAUAUUCUUUAUGGAUGUUAUGUCAAUUUUGUACAAUGUAAAUUAAAAAUUAUUAUGUAUUAACGAACAUAUUAACGAGACAAAUUUGAAUUUACAUGCCAUCAAUCAAAAAAAUAUCCUUGAAAUCUUGUAUCCUUGGAUUUGGAAAGGAAAAAGGGAUUUAUUUACGUAAUAAUUAUUUAGUUCUUAAAUUGUAAUCGCUAUAUUUAAUUGACUUUUGACUUCUCGUUUUUAAAAAUAUUAGAUAAAUACAAUAAAAGUAUUAUGGAAUACAAAAGUUAUUGCAUACUUAUCUAAUAGUAAAGAUACCGUGAUCACGAAAGCGAUUUCUCCAGGUCGAGACUUUUUCAUUGCACUGUGGUUUAAUUGACCUCUGUGAAUAUCUCUAACGUGAGUGUUUGGAUGAAUAAUUUUUGAUAAUUGGGAAAAUAGCGUUCGCUAUCUCGACUACUUUUACAUAUUUAAUUUAGUGAGAAAAAUGAACAAUUUUGCAAUAGUGAAAAAUAGAUGAAUAAUUUUCAUAGUAAUUUCUAUAGAUUAUUUAAAUUUCUUGUUAUCUUAUAACGUUAUAAAAAUAACAGGAAUAUGUCUUCAUUAAAAAUUAAUAUUUAUAAAUAUUAUUAAAAUAUUUUGUAAUGCACGUUUUAAGUUGAAAUAUUCACCGGUGAGGUUUAUUAUGCAGGUUAUAAUUAUAUUAUUAAUAGUUAAUGCAACUUAUUACUACGUACUAAUUAAUUUAUUUUAAUUUUAUUUAUGCUUUAACAUUCAUUUAAUAAAUUAUGUUGCAAGAAUCGCUUAUAUUAUAUUACAUAAUAUAAAACAAUCAUAAGAAUAAAAAUUUUAUAUCGUGUUCUAAUUAUAUUUAUUAUUAUUUAUUAAAAGAAUAUUAGUAGAAUUUAUUAAUAUUAAGAAAAAUUAAAUUUUAUUUCGUAUUUGUCAUUAAAUAAUUGGAUUUUGAAAUUAAAAUAGGUAUUAUAAAUGGUCAGGUUCGUAAAACGUAGUUAGUUCCUAAAGUCGCCGUUACGUAGCGCUAUCUAUACUCAGUUUCUCGCUGCUAGAAUUCUACGCUAUGGGCUUAAGUAAGUCAAAGAAGCAGAGGAAAGCAUACUUACCUGGCGUAGAGGUUACCGUGAUCAUGAAGGCGGUUCCUCCAGGGUGAGGCUCUUCCAUUGCACUACGGUUGAGCUGACCUCUGCGAAUAUCCCUAAUGUGGAUAUCUCGGACGUACAAUUUUUGGUAGUCGGGACUGCGUUCGCGCUAUCCCGGAUAA